Manis pentadactyla (Chinese pangolin) is the source of this 5219-nucleotide messenger RNA. It is a transcript of the gene COL28A1, whose product is annotated as collagen type XXVIII alpha 1 chain. The record is from RefSeq and is a predicted model, not a curated record. Lineage: Eukaryota; Metazoa; Chordata; Mammalia; Pholidota; Manidae. Gene Ontology annotation, molecular function: serine-type endopeptidase inhibitor activity. The transcript has 36 exons. Bases 176 to 3622 code for a protein of 1148 amino acids.
AGAUCCCAAAGCAAAGACAAUCUUUAUUAUCCACAAGAACAGAACAAUAUCAAAUAGCCAACUCCAUCCCCAAGCAUGGUCCUUGCUAUUGGUAUUUGCUUAACCAGUCUUUAAUUCCUGUUUGACAAACUUUAUAAGGUGCUACAAGGCAGAUGAUUUUUCACAAUCUACCAUAAUGUGGAACAAACAUUUUGUCUUUUAUCUCCUGCUUUUGCCAGCUUUUAUGAGUCAAACAACAUAUGGACAAAGAAAGAAAGGAUUGAAGUCCAAUUUACUUGCAAGGAAAAAUGAUCUCCGGGACUCCACUUGCUUCAUAGAUGUUGUCUUCAUUGUGGACAGCUCUGAAAGUUCUAAACUUGUUCUCUUUGAUAAACAGAAAGAUUUUGUGCAUAGCUUGAGUGACAGAGUUUUCCAGUUGACCUCGGUUUACUCCUUGAAAUAUGACAUCAAACUGGCAGCCCUUCAGUUUAGCAGCUCUGUCCAAAUUGAUCCACCUUUUUCUUCCUGGAAGGAUCUGCAGACUUUUAAACAGAGAGUCAAGUCUAUGAAUUUCAUUGGGCAAGGUACCUUUUCUUAUUAUGCUAUCACCAAUGCCACUAGGCUGCUUAGGAGAGAAGGACGUAAGGAUGGUGUGAAAGUGGCUUUGCUGAUGACUGAUGGCAUUGACCAUCCAAAGAAUCCAGAUGUUCAAAGUAUUUCUGAAGAUGCCAGAACUGCAGGAAUAUUAUUUAUCACCAUUGGACUUUCCACUGUAGUCAAUGAAGCCAAACUUCGUUUGAUAUCUGGGGAUUCAUCCAAUGAACCCAUUCUACUGUUAAGUGAUCCAACCCUUGUAGAUAAAAUUCAGGAUCGCCUGGAUAUCUUAUUUGAAAAGAAGUGUGAACACAAGAUCUGUGAAUGUGAGAAGGGGGAUCCAGGUGAUCCAGGGCCUCCCGGUACACAUGGAAACCCAGGUAUCAAAGGAGAGCGAGGACCAAAAGGAAACCCGGGUGAUGCUCAAAAAGGGGAACCUGGAGAAAGAGGUCCAGGGGGAAUUCCUGGGUACAAGGGUGAGAAGGGUGAAAGCGGAGAAUGUGGUAAACCAGGAAUAAAAGGUGACAAAGGAUCUGCAGGACCAUAUGGACCAAAGGGACCCAGAGGACUUCAGGGCAUUAGUGGACCUCCAGGGGAUCCAGGUCCAAAGGGAUUUCAAGGCAAUAAGGGUGAGCCAGGUCCUCCUGGUCCUUAUGGUCCUCCAGGAGCCCCUGGUACUGGACAGCAAGGAAUUAAGGGGGAAAGGGGACAGGAAGGAAGAACAGGGGCUCCAGGACCAAUUGGAAUUGGUGAGCCAGGCCAACCAGGACCCCGUGGUCCUGAGGGAGCACCAGGAGAGAGGGGCUUACCAGGAGAAGGAUUUCCAGGACCAAAGGGUGAAAAAGGUUCUGAAGGACCAGUUGGACCACAAGGAUUACAAGGCUUGUCAAUCAAAGGGGACAAGGGAGAUUUGGGACCUGUGGGACCUCAAGGAGCAAUGGGCAUCCCUGGAAUUGGGAGUCAAGGGGAACAGGGGAUCCAAGGUCCUAUUGGCCCACCUGGUCCACAAGGGCCCCCAGGACAAGGCUCACCUGGCUCCAAGGGAGAAGUAGGCCAGAUAGGACCUACAGGUCCUAGAGGACCAGUAGGAAUUGGAGUACAAGGCACAAAGGGGGACCCAGGCUCAGUAGGGCUCCCAGGACAGCCAGGAGUACCAGGAGAAGAUGGAGCUACAGGGAAGAAGGGAGAAGCCGGGCUUCCAGGAACAAGAGGCCCAGAAGGACUGCCUGGAAAAGGACACCCUGGCCCCAAGGGUGAUGAAGGAAAGAAAGGGAGCAAAGGAAAUCAAGGACAGAGGGGAUUUCCAGGACCUGAAGGGCCAAAGGGUGAUCCGGGGAUUAUGGGUCCUUUUGGAAUGCCUGGAGCAUCAGUUCCUGGCCCACCUGGGCCAAAGGGAGUUAGAGGAGGACCUGGAUUGCCUGGAUUUAAAGGAGAACCUGGAAUUGCUAUUCGAGGACCAAAGGGUGUCCAAGGCCCUCGGGGACCAGCGGGAGCCCCAGGACUCAAAGGCGACGGCUAUCCUGGUGUGCCCGGCCCUCGGGGAUUACCAGGACCCCCUGGACCGAUGGGUUUACGUGGAGUGGGGGACACUGGAGCAAAGGGAGAGCCCGGCGUCAGAGGCCCUCCAGGCCCCUCGGGGCCCCGGGGCAUAGGAACCCAAGGGCCAAAGGGUGCUAUCGGACAGAAAGGCUUGCCUGGCCCUCCUGGCCCCCCUGGCUAUGGAUUACAAGGAAUUAAAGGGGAGCAAGGACCUCAAGGCUUCCCAGGGCCAAAGGGCAUGACAGGCCAUGGCCUCCCGGGCCAGAAGGGGGAGUAUGGAGAACGGGGUGACGUGGGGAAGAAAGGUGAUAAAGGGGAAACAGGAGAGCCCGGAUCUCCAGGAGAACAGGGGUCACAAGGACUGAAAGGCGACCAAGGACUCACGAAAGAAGAAAUUGUCAAACUUAUUUUUGAAAUAUGUGGUUGUGGGCCCAAAUGCAAAGAGACUCCGCUAGAGCUGCUGUUUGUGAUUGACAGCUCAGAAAGUGUGGGACCAGAGAACUUCCAGAUCAUCAAAAAUUUCGUGAAGACUCUGACGGACCAGGUUGCUGCGGACCUCGCCACAGCCCGCGUGGGCAUAAUCAACUAUAGCCAUGAGGUAGAGAAGGUGGCCCAUCUGAUGCAGUUCUCCAACAAGGAUGACUUCAAGCUGGCUGUUGACAACAUGCAGUAUCUGGGGGAAGGCACGUACACAGCCACGGCUCUGCAUGCAGCCAACCACAUGUUUGAAGCCGCAAGGCCAGGUGUUAAGAAAGUGGCCUUGGUCAUCACUGAUGGGCAGACAGACACCCGAGAUGAAAAGAAUCUGACAGAGGUGGUGAAGCACGCCAGUGACACCAAUGUGGAAAUCUUUGUGAUUGGUGUGGUGAAGAAAGAUGACCCCAACUUCGAAAUGUUCCACAGAGAAAUGAAUCUAAUUGCCACCGACCCAGACAGUGAGCAUGUUUAUCAAUUUGAUGACUUCAUUACCUUGCAAGAUACCCUGAAAAAAAAAUUGUUUAAAAAAUAUUGUGAGGAUUUUGAUUCCUACCUCAUUCAAGUUUUGGGUUCACCACCGCUUCAGCCUGGAUUUGGGAUCUCAGGGGAAAAACCCAGGGAAUCCACUCCACAGCCUCAGGAAGAAAUUUCUGAGUCUGUCACAGUGCCAGGAGUCCAGAACAAAGAGAACGAGGCCCCUGAGCCUACCUGGGCUGAUAGCCUGGCCACCACCCCUUCAUCUGAGGUGGCUGCCAUCCAGUGGGCAUUGCCCAGCCCUGCAGAGGAUGGGACAGAAGGUCUGGAAGCCAGAACUCCAAGUCCCGUUUUGAACUUGCAGCCGGGAAAGGUGGUGCACAGAGAUCCUAGAUGUUUGGAAGCCCUAAUGCCAGGAAAUUGUGGUGAAUAUGUGGUUCGAUGGUAUUAUGACAAGCAGGUCAACUCCUGUGCCCGCUUUUGGUUCAGUGGCUGUAACGGCUCAGGAAAUAGAUUCAACAGUGAAAAGGAAUGUCAAGAAAUAUGCAUUCAAGGAUGACCUGUGACCCUCAUUCAAGUUCAGCAGUACCAAAAGGGCAAUCAAGGAAGAAGGGUGCUGGGAGAACAGCCAUCUUAAAAAAGAAUAAUUUUGUGCAGUUUAAGUAAAUUCGUAUUAUCUAAUAUCUGGUUUUACAAACGAAUAUAUGCAAUACACUUGGAAUUUGAAAAACAUGAUAAAAGUUGAAUGCCAGUGAACACAUCACACAGAGAAUUAAUCAAACAUAAUCAGUUCUACUGAAGGUUCCUGUGUGCCCUGCACCAUCUUAGCUCCCUGUUCCCUGCCGGGGAUAUCCCAUUUGAAUUUUGUGUUUACCACUUCAAUUUGCUAUUUUGCUACUCAAUUCAGGUUGGCAGAAUUUUAAUCCGGGUUUGUGCUGACAUUCAUGUAAUAUCACAUGUAUUUCUAUGUAUCUCUAAACAAUACAUCAUCGUUAGAGCUUCAUAAAAAUGGUAUCAUACUCCAGUCUUCUGCAGUUUAUUAUUUUUUGUUACACAUUCAAUCUUAUAAUUUUCACUCAAUACUAUAGUUAAUUCAUAUGUUCUACCAUGUCUAAAUGCAUUCCUAAAUAUUUAUUUAUUUAGGUUUUUUUCUUGAGCUUUAGAAAAUUUGUUUCAUAAUAUGUAUUUCUUUGAACUUGAUAUAUUACAUUAUAAUUCAUACAUAUUCAUUUACUUUCAUAGUUGUAUAAUAUUUGUGUGAGUAUAUCACACCAUAUUUAACCAGUGCUUGGCUAUGAUCAAUUAGAUUGUUUCUAUUUAAUUGUUUUCACUAUCCAUCAGUGUUUCUAUGAGUGUCAUAUGCACAGCUUCGGGUGUGUGCACCAGUAUUCUUCUAGGAUGUAUACUGUACUGUAGCAUAUUAAUAAAUAGUGUAUCAUACCAAUUUUUCCCCAAGAGUUUCAACCAAUUCAUUCUAAAUCCCCACCAGUGUGUAUAAGAGCUCCUAUUGCUUGAUAUUCUUGUCAACACUUAGUAUUGUCAGACCUCUUCAUUUGGCCAAUAGUAGGUGUAAAACAAUAUCUUGCUCUCAUUUGCCUUUCUCUGGUGACAUCUUAUCAUAUUUAUUUACCAUUGUGCUGCAGCUUUAGUAAAAUGUCUGUUUAUACUUCAGAAAGAUUUUUCCGUUGGGUCAUUUGUCUUUUCCUUAUUGAAUUUCAGAAGUUCCUUAUUGUGAUGUAUUCUUUCAUAUGCAACAACUGUAAUAGUAUUAUACAUAGCAGUAAUAGUAGUAUAACUCCAAUCAGGUUCCUGGACCCAAUUCCAAUGUGUGUAAGCAUAAGGGUCAGGGGUUUUUUCCACACAUAACACUAAGCAUUUCUCAAACACUAACAGGGUAUCUGAGAACUCAAUUCUGAUGCUAUCUGCCCAGAGACAGUCCCAGAUUCCCCAGGUUAAGAGCUCUAUCCUAAAGACUGCCAUCCACCACACCCCCCAACACCCACACCCCUGAACUCCAGAUGCCAGUCACAAGCCCCAGGCAGUUUACCUGUGCUUCUGAGCUACCAACUAUAGAUUGGAGGUUCCCACGACCUCCCCCUUAGAUUCAAUUUGCUAGAGCAGAUCACAGAACUCAGGAAAACACUUAGGCUUACCAG